ACUUACGAAAAGAGAAAAUUUUGGGUGCAAGAAUUUAGGGUUCAGGGUUCAAGCAAGCUUUAGCUUGCCACUGCAACUACACUUGCCAUUUCGAAAGUUCACGAAGGGGGGAUUGAUUUUGUUUGCUUCUCACUCAGUUACAGAGAGCUUGACAGGUAAAAAUGCCGCUAGGCGAAAGAGGAGGCUGGGACAAGAGUGAAUCAAAGUACUGCGGAGUGGAGACUGACUUUGACGAUGACGUGCCUGCUGUUCUUUCUUUUAACCUCUCCGCCGGAGGCUUUGAUUUCGUCCUCGCUCCCUUGAUGGAUCCUACUUAUAGGCCAAGCUUAAGAGAAGAGGACAUUCACGGCUCCCGUGCUCUGCCAUUUGCUGGUUCAGAUUUAGUUUUGAGCCCGUCCCAGUGGAGUAGUCAUGUUGUAGGAAAAAUUAGUUCGUGGAUUGACUUGGAUUCAGAGGAUGAGGUACUUCGGAUGGAUUCUGAAACUACCCUGAAGCAAGAAAUAGCAUGGGCCAGUCAUCUUUCCAUACAGGCUUGCCUUCUCCCUACUCCUAAGCAGAGAUCAUGUGCCAAUUAUGCUAGAUGUGUGAAUCAAAUUUUGCAGGGCCUAAACAAUAUGCAGUUGUGGCUUAGGAUUCCACUGUUGAAGACUGAUGAUGAUUCUAUGGGUGUAAACUGUGAUAUUCUAGUAAGUGAAGCCAUGCUCAAUUAGGUUACCUUAUGCUCCCUCUCUCUCUCUCUCCUCCCUCCCUCUCUCUCUCUCUUCUCUGUUAACCUCAAUAUCUAUCUUGGGUUUGAAAUGUUUCUUUUGAUGUAAAAGGAGAAAUUAUUGUUGCUUUUUCUGUGGUAUUAAUCUACUUCUGUAGAAGCUUUUGGUCAAUCAUUUAAGUUUCUACCAUACUGAAUGCCGAGGCAUUGGCAGGUCUUAGUAUCUAUUAGGAAACUUAUUC
This is a messenger RNA of Carica papaya (papaya), 948 nucleotides long. The record is from RefSeq and is a predicted model, not a curated record. Lineage: Eukaryota; Viridiplantae; Streptophyta; Magnoliopsida; Brassicales; Caricaceae.